AAAUCCUACAUUCUGAAGAUUCUAUAUACCUUUAAAAAUACAAUUUCUAUCAGAAAAUAAGAAACAAAACUUGACUUUUCAAAUGAGCGUUGUUGUCGCGAUUCUUAAGCGUUGCUGCUAUGCGAACUACAUGCGGCUGCAACCGCCGGAGAGUCACUGUAGUUUCGGUCAAAGGCUUUGAGCGAAAACAGGCACCUACCUGCAAAACAACCCUACAUUUGUAACGUCAUGGCUAGUUUCAAGGGGACGGGUUUUGUCGCGGUGACGAAACACUGUGUGUCAAGUCACCAGAUGAAGUAUGGAUAGGGAUGCUAGUACAGUUGCCACUUUAAUUGCCAUUUAUACUACCCCGUAAUUUAGGACGAGGUUGAUGAUGCUUCGAACAAGAGCACUUCUGUGGGGCGUUCUCUUAGUCUUUACCGUGUCAGCUGCAACGAAUGGUUUCUUCACCCGGAUCCCAGGGAAUGUGACAGUUUUAAGAGGAGGUGUCGCAGAAUUCCCGUGGUCUUUCGACGAUACCGGAGUCAACUCAUUCCAAUGGCUGAAACUACCACAGACAUUAAUUGGUGGCUUGAAUCUGUGGCAAAACGAAGAGGGUUCCCCGUUCAUACACGUGUAUGAAAGACGGGCACAACGCCUGGACGACUACGCGUACGGAUUUUCACUGUCGGAUGUGUCAGAGGCAGAUGCCGGGGGUUAUCGAAUCACUGCUUACCUGAUAAGCGGGACCGAAUUUAACAUCGCUACACUAACGGUUAAAUAUCCUCCAACAGAAACUACCGCCAGUGCGCCCGCAACCACCGUUAAUGAAGGAUUUCGGCUUCAGCUUUCCUGCACCACUCGCAGCAACCCGCCAUCUACGUUCCAAUGGACCAAAGAUAGCACAGCUCUCAACAAUCCAACAGCACAGGAGAACACAGUCCACGACAGUACUACUAGCACUAGUACUGUGAUCAUACCCAGAGUGAGCCGUGAAGACAACGGUCGGUACCAAUGUGAGGCGUCCAAUGGCCUGUCACCAGACGAAAACGCCUUCAUCGACAUUAUAGUCCAAUAUGCGCCAUCAAACACGGUAGCUACCGUAAAGGAAGCCAACAUCACGGAAGGAGGAAGAGUUGAGCUAUCCUGCCAUGCUGAAGGUCUACCUCGCCCUACCUACACUUGGUACAAAAUCUCGGACACAUAUGAGCUGCCGUCAGACAGUUCUACGGACCCUACAAGGGGAACACUGAUCAUCUUUCCUGCAAGGCUGGAGGACUCUGGGGUCUAUCUGUGUAGAGCCAGCAAUGGCGUGGGGGAGCCAGGGUCCUCUAGGGUCAACGUCACGAUCAUUGAGGCGCUGAGCCCUGUACCUCCACCAACAAUGCUCACAGGGACCAGAAACGACAAUUGGUUCGACAGUCCAUUAAUUGUACCGAUAGUCGUCACAGUAACCACGUCUUGCGUCUUGAUCAUUGUCGGUGCCCUCAUCUACCAUCGGCGGCGGAAAAGAUCUAUCAAACAGCGAAAAUGUGACCGUAUUUUAUCGUUAUCCAAUAAUCAUCACAGAGAGAGACUGGAAUACCUGUGUCCAGACAUGAGCGUCCUACGCGUUUCCGACGCGACCGAACUGGACAAAAUGGCGGAUCCAGCUCUGCAGGAAUUCUGGGAUUGUUUAGUGAGAAUGGACGUGGAUCCUGUCCUAAUGUUUCUGAGGGAAAAACGGAGUCUGACUGUUGAUGUGACAGCCGGAGUCCGGGCGGCCCCCUGUGUGGUAGAGAGGCUGUUGGAAAUUCUCUGCGUGCUGAAAGGUGACCAGGCGUCCCGUGUCCUCAGCGACGCCUUGCGACACUCAGAUCAAACGCAUCUUGCUGAUCUCUUGGACGGAAAAGUUUUACCGGAUGCGAAGUGCGUAACCAUAGCAACCACCACAGAGACAUCGAUCGGUAUCACUUUCAAACCUGCGUACAAGAACCUCCAACACUUUGGUGACGUGGACAAGUACCUGGUCACUUUGGGACUGGCCACUCCCGAGCCCAAGGUUAUUGCCAGAAGACAUAUCCACGCAUCUGACCCGCUCCAAGCCGAGUUCAGCGGACUGGAGCAGGGAACGUCAUACAACGUCACCGUCAUCAGUGAACGUGGUGACGUCAGGAGCGCCGGCGUUACUGUCACCAUAACAACGAUCGGUGGGUACGAGGAGCCCAGCAUGCUGCUCCAAAGAUUCACCGGCGAGGAAAGAUCUAAAAUUCACCACGUGCUAAUUUACAAGGACACAAUCACCCUGCUUGAGCCUCUGGGAAACGGAAACUUUGGAGAGGUUCGACAUGGCGUCUACAAAAAGGGCAAUAAAUGGAUGGAAUGUGCUGCGAAGACCCUGUAUGACACCGCCGCGCCAGGGGAGAUGGUGUCCCUCCUCCAGGAAGGACUGCGCAUGAUCAAGUUUAACCAUGACAACGUGCUGGAGCUGACCGGCAUCUGCGUCCAUGGCAACCAGGCCAUGAUCGUCCUCCCCUACAUGAAGCACGGAGAUCUGCGGAAAUAUCUCAUCAACAAACAGACAUUGCCCUUGUUGGAGAAUCUUCGCCUGUGCCUUGACAUCGCUCGUGGCAUGGCGUAUCUGUCUGAUAACGAUAUCGUACAUCGUGAUCUGGCAGCGAGAAACUGCAUGUUGGACGAAAACUUGCGGGUGAAAGUUGCAGACUUCGGUCUUUGCAGAGACGUCCACGAAAAGGGUUACUACAGAAUACAAAGCUGGGAGACCGGACAACACCCUUGCCCCCCUCCCCAGGUCAAGUUACCGUACAAGUGGAUGGCGCCGGAAAGCCACGCCACCUACAUCUUUGAUACCAAGACUGACAUAUGGUCGUAUGGGAUUGUACUAUGGGAGAUAUUCGCUGCUGGACAGACACCGUACCCCGGUAUGCCUGGGGUGUCCAUUGUACAUCACCUGAAGGAAGGAUACCGCAUGGACCGGCCCAACAGAUGCCCCAUCAUGCUGUACAACAGCAUUAUGAAGCAAUGUUGGCUGACUAGUCCCUUAGAACGGCCGAACUUCAAGGAAGUCCUGAGAAAGAUCGAACAGAUCCACACUUCUUUCAAACACCGCUCAGACUUCGAAAAUCACGAUGUUCAGGUACACAGCCUUGCCUAGCACAAAGAGUAGUUUCCAAACUGCUUCGUAACAAAGAACUCAGUUCGAAACUGCUCCGGAAAAAAGAAGUUUCGAAUUCCGAUGUUCAGGUACACAGUCCUUGGUCUAGCUUAGCAUAGAGAGCAGUUAAAAACUGCUCAAUUGCAAAGACGGUGGUUGAAAAGUGCUCUAACAAAUAGCAAAGAACGCAACGUUCAAAACUGCUCUAUAUAAGAACGCAGUUCAAAACUGCUCUGGAAUAGAACAGCAUCAUAAAAUCACGAUGUUUGGGUACACAGCCUUAGUAUACAGAGCAGUUAUAAACUGCUCUUUAGCAAUGGCAGUGGUUAAAACUGCUCUAUAGCAAAUAACGCAGUUCAAAACUGCACUGGACAAAAUGACAGCAUUAUUGCAAUUUAUUGAAAAGAUAAGGUCAUGUUGCAGAUUGUGUCUCAGGAAAGUGAGCAACUAAGUAUAUUUACGGCUAUAGACAAGAAAGAAAAUUGUGCACUUGUCAGCUGCUCUGUGAUUUCUUCACUUGUGUGUGUUGUUUACUCUGUCAGUGAAAAUGUUGCUUACUGUUGAAUGUAUCUGUUAAAAGGAGGAAUUCGAAUAGGUAUAUGUCCGAUUUUAUUUGCCAGCAAAACUGUAUAUAAAAUAUUAUGAACAGAGUUGUAUAUAUUGUUUUGACAUCGUUUCAUGUAUCAUAUAUGCUUGCAAGAUUUCUAUUUGUAAAUUGAGUUUUUUUAUUACAAUUAAAGCUUACUAUCAAAGCUCACAUAAGAAUAUAACCACAAAUUCAUGUUUGUCAAAUACUGUAGAUAAUAAGGCCUGUGAAACUAGAAAUGACGUAAAAUGAUUUUUCUUGCCGUGAUUAGGCCAUAUUGAUUUUGAUUACAUGGAUGACAUCCGCGCGCGCAUCAAAUUUCGGCCGUUUCCCACCCAAAACAACAAUACUGUUAAUCGCACAAAGUAGCUGGAAAAUGAGCAGAUAUUAUAUGCCGUUAACUGCAAACAAAUGUCAUAGAGUGCCAACUUCAACGUUCCAAGGUCAAAGAAAAUGUUAUAAAAACAAAAAUGGAGAAUCUUUUCUUUGGUACACCAUAUCCUGUGCGUUUAGUCAUUUGUUCAACCUUUCUGACCACUCAUAUUUCAUAAUGAAGGAAACUUUCGGGUGGCCAAUUUUUUUUUAACUCGCACGCUCGCAACAGUUUUGGCGUUCCGAAGGAUGUAAUCCACAUAAUCAAAUCAACAUGGCCUUAAAAGAAGACAUUGUCGUGUGUGCCUAUCCAGAUUGAAGAUAGCUAUGUUCUGUACAUUUUUACAUAUCAGAGGAGCGAUAGGGGACAUGUAGCUCAGGAAAGAGAUCUAGCACCAAGCACAGAGUAAAAACAUAUUUAGCAAAGCGUGGCACAACAAAUGAAGCACAAUUUAGCAGAAAAAAAGGUGCACAGUCAAUACACUAAAAGCCGGAUUAACCAAUAGCCUGGUAAUGUUUUUUUUUUUGGCUCUUGAAUCUUGAGAGAACGAUUAUCAGACGUAUGUAGGAUUUAUCGCUUUUGUUAGGGCAACCAUUUUCAGACGUACCUGUCCGUGACUAACCUGGGAUGUAAUUUCGUAACGGCUUAGAUACCACCUGGAGGUAGAUAUGGACGGUAGAUAUGGACACUCCAUAAAAAUGGUAUCUAACAAUAGCGAUAAAUAUAUCCAGUAGAUCUAUGCUGGAACAAUGUAUCGCACAAAACAACCAUGACCAAAUGAACCAGGCAUAUGUCAUCAAUGUCACCGAAUAUCGCCAAGACAUGAUGUGUUUAGCAAAUGUACAUUGCUCUGUGUUGUGAAUAAAGAAACAAAAAUUA
This is a messenger RNA of Branchiostoma floridae (Florida lancelet), 4971 nucleotides long. RefSeq lists its product as uncharacterized. Gene Ontology annotation, biological process: multicellular organism development; positive regulation of kinase activity; cell surface receptor protein tyrosine kinase signaling pathway. Gene Ontology annotation, molecular function: transmembrane receptor protein tyrosine kinase activity; ATP binding; protein binding. The transcript is spliced from 17 exons. Lineage: Eukaryota; Metazoa; Chordata; Leptocardii; Amphioxiformes; Branchiostomatidae. The record is from RefSeq and is a predicted model, not a curated record. Gene Ontology annotation, cellular component: signaling receptor complex. The coding region runs from base 371 to 3133 and encodes 920 amino acids.